GUCAGUAGGCAUGUAUAAUAAGUAUUAAUAACUGUGUUCACUUUGUGGUCUAUCUUCUCCGUUUUACCACCACCACCCUCUCCCGUUUUUCACUCCACAACAUUGGCCUUCUGAUUGAAAUACAGGCGCCGGACAAUGCCUCCGCAACAGAAACAAUUGAAGAAUAUCGCAAAACGGUCAAUCUAAGGGAUAUCGAACAGCUCGCUCUCAGUUUCAAGCACAUAUUGAAGAUCGAUAACCUUCGAGGGAUGGAAGGAAUAGUAAAGCUGCAGCUGGAUAACAACAUGAUUGAGAAGAUCAAUAACCUUAGUCAUCUGGAAAAUCUGACAUGGCUAGAUCUUUCCUUCAAUAAGAUUGCAAAGAUCGAGGGGCUGAACGAACUCACAAAGCUCGUGGACCUUUCCCUCUUCAACAACAACAUCGACGUCCUCGAAAAUCUCGACACGCUCUCAAAGCUCACUGUGCUGUCCUUGGGGAACAACAACCUCAAGAACCUGGAGAAUGUCAUGUACCUCCGACAUUUCAAGAAUCUAAGGAUGGUUAAUCUGAAUGGGAAUCCUUUCUGCAAGGACCCGGAGUACAAGUACUACGUCAUUGCCCACCUCAAAGACCUGCAAUACCUGGACUAUCGCCUCGUUGACAAAGAUACACUCCUUGCGGCACGGGAGCAAUAUCAAGAUGAGCUGUUGGAGUUGGAAGAAAGAGACGAAGCUGAAGAGGCCAGACAAAAAGCCCAAGCAGAAUUAAAGGCUCGACUUGAGCUGUACGAGCAUCUCUCCCGUCAUGCUGAUGCUCUCUGCCCCGCUGCUGCCGAGGUCGUCGCCGGCGCCGUGAUCGUCGCUACCGCCAUCACUGCUGUUGUUGUUGUUAUCGUCGUUGUUACUGUUGUUGUUGUUGUUAUCGUCAUUGUUACUGUUGUUGUUGUUGUUACUGUUGUCAUGGCCAUCCCUGCCACCAUCAUCGUCGUUGCCGCCCUCGCCAUUGUUGUUGUCAGCCCCGAAUCCCACCGCCUCCACGUGCAGCAUCUCUCCCAACUUGCUGACGAUGAUCAGAUAUGCGCGGGCACCGUUCUCCAUCCCGCUGCUGCCGUGGUCAUCACUUCCGUUGUAGGUGUUGUUGUUGUCGUUUUUGUUGUUGAUGUUGAUGUUGUCGUCAUUGUUGUUGUUGCUGUAACCGUUGUUGUUGUCGUUGUUGUUGUUGUUGUAGUCGUUGUUGUUGUUGAUGUUGUUGUUGUGCUCGUAGCACCGAAGCAAUGCCAUAAGGCGUCGGCAAAGGACAUACUAGGUCCGCGUGUGUAGCUGAAAGGACAAGAGGAAUAAGGCGUCGGCAAAGGACAUACUAGGUCCGCGUGUGUAGCUGAAAGGACAAGAGGCUAAGGAGAAACAUAACGGUUUUGAUUUCGAGA
Chara braunii is the source of this 1405-nucleotide messenger RNA. Lineage: Eukaryota; Viridiplantae; Streptophyta; Charophyceae; Charales; Characeae. The record is from the annotation of a GenBank genome assembly.